CUGCCCACCUAUUGCUUCUGAUGAGUUGGACAUCUUCAAUUUCCUAAAAAAUGAGAGAGAUAGCUUGGGUAUGCCCAUAAUCUACCAGCAGGAUAUAAGGGUACUAAAAGCAGAGAGGCUUUCCAACACUGAGAAACAUCUUUUCCUUGAGAGCUUGAGUUCUUGCACCCAGUCUCCUCAUGUGCUUAGCUUUGAUGAUAUAUUCAGAUGUGAUGAAGCUUAAAAAGAUGGUUAUACAGUGGCUAUGCGUGGUAUGGAGUUCUGCUUUAAGUCCAUUGCUGCUAUCACUGAAGGCUUAGCAUCUUUGUUUGGUCAACCAUCUGUAGGUGCCAAUCUUUACUUGACACCACGCAAUUCUCAGGGGUUGGCACGGCACUAUGAUGAUCAUUGUGUUCUUGUGUGUCAGCUUAUGGGAAUGAAACAGUGGACAAUUUCCUCUCCAAGGAAUAAGCUUUUACCUCGUUUAUAUGAACCUCUUGAUGGCUCCCAAGGUUCAAAUGUUGAUGCUGUACCAAAUGCAUGCAUGCAAAUUCUGCUGAAGGAAGGAGAUAUAUUGUACAUUCCCAGAGGUUACGUUCAUGAGGCUCAUACUACUAAUGAUGUACAAAAAGAUUCUGCCGGUCUUUCCUUACACCUAACACUUGCCAUUGAGGUUGAAGCUCCAUUUGAGUGGGAGGGAUUUAUUCACGUUGCUUUGCAUCAUUGGUCUCAGAACUUGAAGCAACAUAUAUCUUCUGAUUUGAUGACUGGGACUCCAUACACAGCUUGCAUUAGGCUUUUGCACUUUAUGAUCAUGUUACUUGGUGAUGCUGAUCCAAUGUUUCGCAAAGCUUGCUUGGUCAAUUCAAUAUGUUUUUCUAGGGACACCAACCACGGGCUUUAUAAAAGCCAGGUUGCCAUUUUCAGAGAUCUAAUUGAUAAGAUUAACAAGUCAUCUAAGUUCAUGGAGACACUGCAGAGUAUGGAGAGGUCAAUUCAGAAGGAGGAAGAUCCAUUUAGGAGAAUAAGAUGGCUUGAAAGUUUCAACCCCAAAGAAGAAGAAGCCGAUGAAAGGUAUAAGUAUUAUGUAUGUGAUGUGGAUGCAGAGCACUUAUUUGGUUUACAUCCUGAGGAAAAGGAAACGCUAGAAGCAGCAUUUUUAACGGUGAAAUCUGAGUUCUGUAAGCAAGUGUUGUUGGAGGAUGUACUUCCUAUGUACAGGUUGCUGCUGGAGAAGUACAGGAUAGUGAGGAAGCAAUAUUUAAAUGGAAUGCUUUCGCUGCACCAUGACUUGGAUUAGAUUGAAAGUUUUGUUUUGAUCUCUCGGCCCAAUCAUGAAUGACCUUUUAACCUUUUUCUAAGUCUCAUCUCGCUCUAACCCUUUCCUUUCAAAAGUUUCAGUUUACGUCCUGAAACUUUCCAAAUGUUACAUGUCACUUCACCUUGGUCGUUCACCUGCGUUUGCCUCACAAUAGCAUGAACCAUCAUACCAUCUAGCGACUCACCUUACUUGAAUGGGAUAAAUGUUCUGUAGGCUCAUAUACAUGUGUCCUUGACUCCUAAGUCUAGAAUCCAGAUCCUUAAAGUAAGCCUGUCUUUUAAUCACCUUUUUUCCCUUCAUACUGUAUUUCCCUUAUGGCAUAGAUUGGAGAUUAAAGGAUUUGGAGGAGAAAUGAUUUCGGAUGAGGUUUGGUUUUUCUUUUUUAUACAAAACUUUGAUAAUUAUGUAAUCUGAUGUAAUUACAUGCAUUUUUGUUUCUUC
Eucalyptus grandis is the source of this 1741-nucleotide messenger RNA. RefSeq lists its product as uncharacterized. Gene Ontology annotation, cellular component: nucleolus. The transcript has 2 exons. The coding region runs from base 245 to 1279 and encodes 344 amino acids. Gene Ontology annotation, molecular function: histone H3K36 demethylase activity; histone H3K4 demethylase activity. Lineage: Eukaryota; Viridiplantae; Streptophyta; Magnoliopsida; Myrtales; Myrtaceae. The record is from RefSeq and is a predicted model, not a curated record.